Cyanistes caeruleus (blue tit) is the source of this 593-nucleotide messenger RNA. Lineage: Eukaryota; Metazoa; Chordata; Aves; Passeriformes; Paridae. The record is from RefSeq and is a predicted model, not a curated record.
CCUGCCCUGCUGCCCACCCAGCACAGGGACCCCCCGCAGGACUCGCCGGCCACCCCAGACACCCCCCCAGAGCAGCUGGAGGGCAAGGAGCUGGCUGCCCCUGGGUUGGGGCCGUGUCAGCCAUUCGGGCAGGUGCCACCUGCAUUCCCUGGCAACCUCCUCGGCACGGGCAAGCCCCCCCCAUCCUGCUUCCUGGAGGGAGAGGGCUACACUCAGCCCCACCUGCCCGUGUUCGGCUCCUUCGGCCGGCCGGGCCCCGAGGCGCUGGGCAGCAGCUACCAGUGCCGGGUGCAGGCGCUGAGCUUCUGCAUGAAGGAGCGGCCCUGCAGCACAGCGCUGGAGCAUCUCCUGGCCACAGCUCCCCCGGCCUCCGCUGCCCCCCGCCAGCCAUCCUUCGGGGCCAUGGGGCCACGGGCGGGUGAGCAGAAGGAGCCAUGGGGGCCGGGGACCACGAUUCCACUGCAGGGGGCUAAUGGCUACCCCCUGGGGCUGCCCCCCUGCCUCUACCGGACACCCGGCAUGUUCUUCUUUGAGUGAGGGACUCCCCAUCCUGGGACUACCCAGCACCUAAUAAAGCACAUUCCCCAACGCUG